Messenger RNA from Xyrauchen texanus (razorback sucker), 3581 nucleotides. RefSeq lists its product as uncharacterized. The record is from RefSeq and is a predicted model, not a curated record. The coding region runs from base 609 to 2510 and encodes 633 amino acids. Lineage: Eukaryota; Metazoa; Chordata; Actinopteri; Cypriniformes; Catostomidae. Gene Ontology annotation, cellular component: synapse. The transcript has 8 exons.
UUCUCGCCAUCUCACCCUCAUUUUUCUCUCCCUCUCUUUGGUCUGCUGUUUGGUUUCAUAUCCUGUGGAUCUUCGUGAAGCUGAUGAGUGAGUUUCUCGGGGAGAAGGAAGGAGAUGGGGGUGGUGUGUACGAUGUUGUGUAUCUGCAUUCUGGCUGCAACCAUGCUUUCCGUUCGCACUUAAUCUGUCAAGAUUUCUCCCCUCCUCGCACAUGAUAUCACUGCAGAAGUAUACAAGCACUGUUGGUUUGAGAGAGAGUGAGAGAACAGGCAGAGACAGAAGGAGAGAGAGAGAGGCUGUAUGUGCCUCGACUGCGCAGUAAUGCCUUGGCAGCUCCAGGAAGUAGGCACUCAGCCGUUUCAGUAAUCUACUGUUCUUCCUUCCAGGCUUCAGAUGAGGAGAUGCAGACCAUAAGGCAAUUCAGAGUCAGACUGCGGAUGGUAUUUACCCACACUGUGAUGUAGGAGGCAGGAUUCCCUCUUUCCUCUACUAAAAAUCAGGAUUUUAGGAUCUCCAGCAGCCUGUCAGGGCUGCAUGGACAAGGUAACAGACUCAAGCAAGAAUAAGUGGAAUCCCAGUAAGGGAGCAGAGAAUUUAUACACAGACACAUGAGAGGUGGGCUUCUACGAAAAACCAUGAAAAAGAUAUAUAUCGGGAAAACGGCUCUUAAAACCCCUCGAAAUGGUUGUAAACAUCAGAAAAAGAGCUCUCUGCAGGAACAGAAGGAAGACCUAAGGAAGCGUUUCUCUUACACCACACAUAAGCUGGAGCUUUUAGAGCGUGAGUUUGACUCUACGAGACAGUACCUGGAGACUGAGCUGCGCCGAGCCCAGGAGGAACUCGACAAGUUCACUGACAAAUUACGCCGAAUACAGAGCAGUUACUCAGCAUUGCAGAGGAUCAACCAGGACUUAGAGGAUAAAAUCCACCGAAAUUCACAGCACCAUGAAGAGGAGAAACGGGCUCUCAGUAGAGAAAUCAUCGUUCUCAACAAUCACCUCAUGGAGGCAAAGAUGACCAUUGAGAAACUGAGAGAGGACAAUGACUUAUACAGGAAGGACUGUAACCUGGCUGCCCAGCUCUUGCAGUGUAAUAAGUCGCACUACAGAGCCCAGUUAUCUGAGUUGCCUGCAGAGUUUCAGGAGCGUGUAAGCUUGCACAUGGAGGAUUCUUCAAUCUGCCACUCCCCAUAUGCCGACACAGUGCCUGCCUCAGUCAUUGCUAAGGUCCUGGAAAAACCAGACGAGGUCUGCAGCAUUCAAGCCUCUCGAUCACCCAGUCCACAACCCCAGGAACGGCAGGGUUUCCUAGUAGGUACUAGCCUUGUGGGUAGCACAGAGCGCCUUGGCCUGCGAGCUACGUACAAGUCAGACUUGUACAGCAGUGACACAGCACUUUAUUGCCCUGAUGAACGGAGGCGAGAGCGCCGACCCAGCAUGGACCUCCAUGGACAGCGGAAGGUCUAUGAACCCCAGAACUCCACAGAUAGCAACCCAGAGGAGGGCUCCAUGUCCCUGCAGCCUGGCUUCGCACAGGAACAUUUUCGAAAGUUUACCACGUCUCUGGGAGGCGGCUCCAGCUCCUACUCCAGCUUUAGCGGAGGAGGGUCAGAGGAUAAGGGUCAGGAUCCUCCUAGCAGUGCUGCAUCUUCUCCACGUCACCAUGCACUUUACAUGGACUGGAGGGAUGGUGGUGAAUACGAGCACAAAAGUGACUCUUCCUGGGAGAGGGAGAGUCCAAGCACCUUUACAAAGGCAAUUGCAUUUCAACCGCCUGAGUCCAGCCACCAUCAGAAUGGUAGCUCACCUAUUUAUAGCAGAACCAUGUCCUCCUGUUACAGUGAACCUUAUGAGCCCCUGCCAACCUCCACCUCACCAAGCAUUACCUAUGGUGACAGUCGCAGAGGAAGUGCUUUUGCUCCUGAGGAAGAUGAGCUUAUUGGUCGAUGGAGGCAACUCAGUGUGGAUGAUCUGAGUGCCCACUCGUACCGCAGUCCAGGUCGGGCGUCACCCUACAGUUUCUCUGAGCAACACUUCUCUGUCCGGCCUGCCAAAAUCCGUCUUGGCCCUCUCUACAGUAGCUUCCAGGAGGGUACAGAUGUGUACCACCAUCAUGCAGGAGUUCUAGACCCCUUCUCUAGCCCCAGCCCUGAGUGCAGCCCAGGCAUACGGCAGCAGCAAAGCCAACCCCACUUGUACCAUUCCAAGGAGGACAGCCAAGAAUCCGAGCACAGCCUCUACAGCACCAAAGAAGGUGUGGUGGCAGCAGGAGGCCAGACGACCGAGUAUGUCGAUGUGAGUCCCAAUAGCUCAAAUGAGUCCUUGGACCACGGAUCUCUUGAGAUGGCUGCCGAACUGCAGCAUUAUCAGCCCGAGAGGCACAGCAUGUCCCCUCAGGGAACCACCCCACCACCUCCUCCACAACAACCGUACCAAAAAUUUGGCACAUUAGGACUGUCACGUAAAGACAGUCUCACCAAGGCACAGCUCUAUGGUACACUACUAAACUAAGAGCAGGGGUUUAUGUUACCCUCUCUUUUUAGUAGGUUUUGAAUGUGAAACUACGGUUGGAGCCAAAAACAUUGUGGGAUUUUCUGUUGAAUAUUUUUCGGAUCAUAAGCUCUCCUAUUUUUUCUCUUUUUUUCAGUAUCUGUUACAAUGUUUUCUAAACAUUUAACAUGAAUUGCUCAUGUUUCUACAGCUGAUGAGUUGUUCCAACACUUGUUGGAUUUGUUUAUUAAUGGUUCUGUGUGGUUUGUGAGAAAGUAAUUUAUGUGCAUUAGGUUUAUGGAUUUUUGGAAAUGUGUCUUAAAUACGAUCUGUAAGAGAGGUUGAAUUUGUUUUACCAAAAGUCUUCUGGGCUCAUAAGGGUUCUUGAAGUCAAUGGACAGCACAUGCUAUGUACAGUACAAAGAAAUGCUCAUUUUGACAAGAAAUUUGAUCUUUUAUGAUAUUAUUUAUGAAUAGCUGUAUUUAUUGUUAGGUAUGCUAUAUCUAUAACUGUUUAAUAACUGUAAGACUAUGGGGAGACAGACAAAUCUAUAUAAUUGUAAAUAAUUUAUAUUGCUAUAAAUAAGGCAAUCAGCACAAUUAUUUAAGCUGCAUCAAAUGUAAAUGCCUCAAAUGAUUUAAGUCAUGGGUACAAUCUAAAUUUUUACUGCAAUCCAUUGACAGAUUAUUCUGCUGAAGACAGCAAGAUAUUCUGAAACUAUUUCUUGAGAAUAAGCUCUGCAUGGAUUCAUAUUACCAUGAAUCAGUCCUUUAAGAUGAAGUUGCAACAAAAGCGAUACUUCAAAUCUAUUUGAUAUAUAACUCAAAUUAAUUUAGUCUUCAAAAGAGAACACACUAUUUUGAAAGCACUGGGCAUUUUUUUAAGCUCCUGUUUUGUUUGCCGAUGGAUUUCUGAGGUGAUUGUUCUUUUCUGUGUUUUCUCUUUUGUUCCUCAGUGCUGUACGUCCCUCCCUCAGGCCCUCUCUACCUCACGAUUCAAUCCCUCUCUUCUCUCUUAGUCAGCUGGGAUCCUGUGUCAGUUGACACAAUGAUGCAUGACUCUGUUUCUUCUGUUUGGCUUUCUCUAUCUAA